GUUGAAAUAAUAUAGCACUUCUCUGUUUCACAUCACAUGGAUCUUCUUUUGCCGUGAGGAAUAUAUUUUUUCAAAAACCUUUUUUUUCCAUUUAAUUAACUCUGUUUUAGUACAGAACACGGUCUCAAAUUUCUUAGCUUUUCAUAGUUUGAAUGAAAAUUUUCUAAAAAGAAUAACCCUUUCUUGUUUUUCUCAUACUUUUUUUCCUAGAAAGGUGUUGCCUUUUUUUUUUAUCUGGAGAACCACAACAUUGUUCCUUCUUGAAUUAUAGAUUCAGAGUAAAAUAAUUAUGUGUGGUCAUGAAAGUGUGUGUCUGUGUGUAGGUGGGACAUGGUGUGUAUGCAGAGAAGGAUUAAGCGAAGCAAUGCUACAGAAGACAUUGGACUACGCAUGUGGCGCAGGAGCUGACUGUGGACCCAUUCACCAGAACGGACCUUGCUUUAACCCAAACACCGUCAAGUCUCACUGCUCCUACGCAGUCAACAGCUUCUUUCAGAAGAAACGUCAGUCUCAGGGAACUUGUGACUUCGCCGGCACAGCCACCGUCUCAGCCUCUGAUCCCAGCUACACUACUUGUGCUUUUCCUGCAAGUGCCAGUGGAAGUGGGACAAUGACACCAGUGACGACAACACCAUCGACAAGAGUCCCUACGACAACUAAUACAAGACCCUACACAGUCACACCUUCAACAGGAGGUGGUUUAGGGAUUCCAGCCGGUGGUUUCAACCCAGACUACACUGAUCCAUCUUAUUCCUUUGGAUCCAAACUCCAAAGCCCAAGAGCCACCACUUUAUUUUUUUUAUUCAUGCUCUUCUACUUGUUGAUCUAGUAGAGUAAACAACAACUAACGUUGGACUGUGGAUCAUGUGACUGUGGUGGGUCUCUCUCUCCCACUAAUGGAAUCUUUUGAGAGAGACUUGUUUUCUUCAAUCUUUGUCUGGCUUUUUUACUAGCUGUUAUCCACUUGCUUCUGCAAAAAAAAAAAUUGUACAUUAUGAUUUUAACUAAGGUGACGGCAAAUAUUUAACC
Messenger RNA from Brassica rapa (field mustard), 1029 nucleotides. Its product is annotated as PLASMODESMATA CALLOSE-BINDING PROTEIN 3. NCBI's taxonomy places the organism in Eukaryota, Viridiplantae, Streptophyta, Magnoliopsida, Brassicales, Brassicaceae. The record is from RefSeq and is a predicted model, not a curated record.